Molecule: messenger RNA, 4737 nt
Organism: Rotaria sordida
Lineage: Eukaryota; Metazoa; Rotifera; Eurotatoria; Philodinida; Philodinidae
Source: the annotation of a GenBank genome assembly
AUGUUCUUCAUAAGGAUUUUAUUCUACUGUUUUUUAUUAUAUUCGACCACUGAUUCAAUUCAAAUUAACCUUCAUCUAACAGAUGAAAUAAGCAAUAAUAAAAGUGAUGUUGCUUUUCAAUAUGAUUGUCUUUAUAUUUUUGCUGAGAUUAAAAAAGAAAGUGAUUUGCAUCAGAUCAUUUCUUAUUGUUUAACUGAAUGGCCAAUAAAAUGGAAAAUUCAAGAACCGAGUCUCAAUCAAACAUUUACUUUUGUACAACUCUCGAAAGAAAAUAUUACAAGUCAACAAUUAUAUCAUUGGUCAGCACCAAUGGAUGUUGUUGAACGAUAUCAAUUGUAUUUAGAUGAACAUUUAUCUUCAAUGGAAUCACAAUUAUUCUACAAUUGUACAUUACCAAGAUUUGGAUCAUUAUGUCAAUAUUCAUUAGAUAUUAAUCAACCUGAUAAUUCUUUGUCAUUAAAUGAAAUUAUUUAUGAUUUUUAUCAACCACCUUAUGAACCUACUAAUCUGACAUGUUAUAUUCAUUUAGAAUGUAAUCGUGGUUCUGCAUCGAUGUGCCUUGAUUGGAGUGAAAUAUGUGAUGGGCGUAUUGAUUGUUCAAAUAAUGCAAUGGAUGAAGAAAAUUGUUGGGAACUUGAAAUUAAUGAAUGUGCUGAGAAUGAACAUCGAUGUGACAAUGGACAGUGUAUAUCUACAAUAUUCCUUCAUAAUAAUGAUAAAAAUACUUUUGAAUGUCUCGAUCAAUCAGAUGAAAUUUAUAAAAACAGAAGGCCGGUGUCAUACCGAUGGAAUGGUGAACCAACAUUCGGUAACGAAGAUGUCGCAUGUCCUUCACGAAGGGAGUACACUAGCACGAUAAUAACUAGUUCAUGUAUGGCAACACGUAAGAUUUUACUCGUAAAGACGAUUGAUUCUGAUACACCAAAAUCAUUAUCGGAUAUUUGUUGGCUAGCAUUUAGAUGUAUCUAUCCCAUUACAAAUUACUUCGAUUCAGCAUGUAAUGAUCUCUGUUUUGGUGAAACAUGCAAACGGAUAAUGAAUGAAACAUGUCCCGAUCUACUUUUGAUGCCCGCUGGACCACUUGUCUUUGGUCAUAUGUACGUAGCCUAUGAGAAAACGCCUCUUGUUAUAGGUGGGAUGCCUAUGUUAGCUCCUCAUUACGUUUGUUACAAUGAUAAUCUUUGCAGUGGAUUCUAUCCCAAUAAAACAUUAAUUAAAUUCAAUAAUAUUACAUGUCGUCGUUCAGAAGAUUUUCCAUUUCAACUUGAAAAUAUUGGAAGAGCUAGUAGGCUAGACAUGUAUGUUACAUCGUUGGAUCGUCUCCUUAACCAUUGUAAUACAAUUCUAUAUAAUAAUUCCGAUCUAUGUAACUAUUCAACUAUGUAUCGAUGCAUGAAUUCUUCAAAAUGUAUUUCUAAAUAUCGUCUUUGUGAUGGUAAGAAUGAUUGUGAUUAUAAAGAUGAUGAACAUUGUCCCAUAAUCAAUGGUACUUGUCCUACAAUAGGAUCGAAAACACUUUUCAAAUGUACAGCGGAAAAGAAAUGUAUGCCUUUAAAAGUGAUCCAAAAUGGUAACUGUGAUUGUAAAGAUAAUGAAUAUGGUCUAUGUGAUGAUGAAUAUACAACUGAUCACUAUAUCAGAAAGCAUAUAUCAUUUCAAAGUAUUUGUGAUGGUUUUACAGAAUUGAUACCCAUUACCAUUGAUGGACGCAAUGAAACAGAUGAAACUGAAUGUGAAUAUUGGCAAUGUAAUAACACUUAUACACGUUGUGAUGGCUUUUGGAAUUGUUUUAAUGGUGCUGAUGAAAUUGAUUGUGAUUCAUUAUCAUUAUUAAAAUGUCCAUCUUAUCAUCACAUUUGUGUAUCACCACAAACAUAUGAACUUAUGUGUUUAUCCAUCGAAAAAGCAAAUGAUGGUAAUAUUGAUUGUGUUGGUGCUACGGAUGAACCGAAACUAUGUCGAUCAAAGAAUCAUCAACUAAAAUAUGAGAAUUUUUAUUGUAAGAACGACACUAUUCACUCUUGCAUAAGGUCUCAUAAUCUGUGCUCUAGCGAGCAGCAAUGUAUGCAUGGAGAUGAUGAACCAAUAUGUAAUUCAACUAAAAACAAGCCUAGUCUUUAUUCUAUUUGUUACGAUAUAUACGCAUCAAUACGUACUGAUAUUCAGAAUUUUAUUUGUCAACGUCGUAGUGAUCUCUAUAAAAUGCAUAUUGUACAUUUUUCUGUCAACAAAUUAAGACAAUCAGAUAAACAAUUAACCAUUCAGAAUCAGGUGACACGUUUUAUUUCUAUUCCAAUUCUUCGUCAAUAUAAUCAACGUUGUCAUCGUGGUCUUCCUUUACAAGUUUGGUUAAAUAAUAAUGGAAAUUUAAAUACUAUAGUUUGUCUGUGUCCACCUAGUUUUUAUGGUAAUUUUUGUCAAUAUCAAAAUCAACGAGUUAGUCUUACUCUACAAUUUCAAACAUUUUCUGAUUCAAGACAAACAUUAUUUGCUCUAAUUAUUGCACUUAUUGAUGAUAGUAAUGAAAGAAUUAUUCAUUCAUCUCAACAACUCACUUAUCUUUAUUUUCAACAUUGUCGAGUUAAAUUCAAUAUUUAUUUACUUUAUUCAACUCGACCAAAGAAUUCUACAAAGAAUUAUUUUAUUCAUAUUGAUGUUUAUGAAAAGAUUUCAUUUAAAUAUCGUGGCAGUUUAUUCAUACCAAUACAUUUUCCAUUUUUACCUGUACAUCGUAUUGCUCUUCAACUUAAUAUCCCACGUAUCACUAGCACAAUUGAAACUUGUUCAGAUAAAAAUUGUAAUCAUGGUCGUAGUAUUAAAUAUUCUAAUGAUCCAAAAGGUUCUAGCUUUUGUCAAUGUGAUCGAGAAUGGUCUGGAAAAUAUUGUAAUAUUCCUCAUACAUGCAUGUGCUCAUCUGAUUCAUUAUGUAUAGGUGUUUUAGCAAAUAAUCGAUCGAUUUGUGUUUGUCCUCUCAAUAAAUGGAGCGCCCGUUGUUUACUACAACAUACAAUUUGUCAAUCUGGUGGAAAUAGAACUUGUUUAAAUGGUGGUCAAUGUGUGCCUAUUGAUGACAAUAUGAUAUUUAAUGAGAAAUUUAUAUGUAUCUGUCCAAAAGGCUUUAGUGGAAAGAGAUGUGAAAAAUCUGAUAAUCAAAUUAUUCUAUCAUUUGAUAAAGAUAUUCUUUUACCACAAGUGAUAUUAAUUCAUUUCAUUCAAGUAAUUGAUAAUGCUCUACCACAGAAUGGUUCUACUUUUAAAAAUAUUCCUGUCAAUCAAAAUUCCGUUACUAUUCGAUGGUCACGUCCAUUUCAUAUUGUUUUUAUUGAACUCUUUAAUAAUAAUUAUUAUUUGAUCACUGUUCAGACAACAUAUAAUGAAACAAUGAUUAUUUCAAAAACAGUUCAUUCAUCAGAUCAUUGUAAACAUAUAAGUGAAAUAUUAAAUGAAACUAUUGUUAAUUUUCAUCUUAUUCGUCGAAUUAAAUAUUAUCAUUUAUCAUGUGAAAAACGUUCACUAUUAUUAACCUGUUUUUAUGAUAAUACUCAUUUUUGUUUAUGCAAUAACUUUGGUAAACAUCGUGUAGCUAAUUGUUUUGAAUUUAAUCCUUUAAUUAAACAUGAUUGUUUUGGUCAAAAUAAUUGUGAACGUGGAGCACAAUGUUUACAAGAUAAAGCAACUUGUCCACAGACAUCAAUGUGUGUUUGUCCAAAAUGUUCUUAUGGAACAAGAUGUGAAUUUAGUUCAAAUAUAUUUGAUCUUUCACUUGAUGGUAUUUUAGGUUAUCAUAUUCAACCAAAUAUUAAUAUUAAAUAUCAAUCAUCUGUUGUAAAAUUUAGUAUAGUAUUAACAACAAUCAUGUUCAUUAUAGGUCUUAUUAAUGGUAUUUUAUCAUUAAUUACAUUUAUCAAUAAAGAAACACAAAAAGUUGGAUGUGGUUUGUAUUUAUUAGGAAUAUCAAUUAUUACUCUACUUACCACAAUUAUUUUUGCAUUAAAGUUUUCAAUACUUCUUAUUACACAAAUGACAUAUGUUACGAAUCGAUCAUUUCUUAAUUUUCAAUGCCAUUCAAUUGACUUUUUAUUACAAAUCUGUUUAUAUAUGGAUAAAUGGUUAAGUGCAUGUGUAGCUACAGAAAGAGUAUUCAACGUAAUCAGAGGAACAAGUUUUAACAAAGAAAAAAGUAUAAAAAUGGCUAAAUAUAUUAUUAUUAUUCUCAUUAUUUUCAUGAUUGGUACAACUAUUCAUAAUCCAAUUCAUCGACGUCUUUUAAAUGAUGAUGAUAAUAAUGACGAGAAACGUAUCUGGUGUAUUGUUACUUAUCCAUCUAGUCUUCAAUCCUACGAUACAAUCAUUCAUAUAUGUCAUUUUUUUAUUCCAUUUAUCAUUAAUAUGAUCUCAGCUAUUGUUAUUAUUGUAAUGACCACUCGACAAAGAAGACGUGCUGAAAAUCAAAAAUCUCGUCAUCCACAUCUAUUACUACAACAAUUGCGACAUCAUCGUCAUUUAUUAAUUGCUCCAAUUCUUUCGGUUUUUCUUGCUUUACCACGUUUGAUCAUUUCUUUUGUUUCAGGUUGUAUAGAAUCAACUAGGAAUCCAUGGUUAUAUCUUAUUGGAUAUUUUGUUUCAUUUAUUCCAUCAAUGCUUUGUCUCGUUGUAUUUGUUCUACCAUCGAAUUUAUAUAAAAAAGAACUUCUUGCAUCUCUUAGUAAAUAUCGAAAAUGUUAUAAAUACAAUUAA